AUGAUUAAAAAGAUCGGAAACCAAUGCUUUGCGCGAAAUCUUUCACAAGACAUACCGCACGAGUCGUUGACCACAGAAUUGUUCACAUCAUUCAUAUCGACUCUAAGGCCAAAUGUGCCCGAAGUGAACAUCAGACGACACGACCCGACCUACCAUUCCUCCAAUCAAACCAUCAAAAUCGGGUAUUUAACUAAUAUUCACGGCCGACAGAAUGUCCAGAGACAGGGUAUUGUCAUAUCCGGUGCCAUCACUUACGCCAUCAACAAAAUCAACACAGACUCGUCGCUACUGAAUGGCCGUAAGCUGGAAUUGGUGUUUAACGACACCAACGGCACGACCAUCGAUGGGACGGCUGCCAUACUGUCCCAAUGGCGUCAGGGAGUGGUGGCCUUCUUCGGCCCGGAGGACUCGUGCGAAGUGGAGGCCACCAUCGCAGCCGCCCUUCAGUUGCCUAUGAUUUCGUACAAAUGCGCCGAUUCUAAGGUCUCCCGCAAAGACAUAUACUCGACGUUCGCCCGCACCCACCCUCCCGAUACACAAAUCGUGCGGUCAGUCAUAGCGUUGCUCUCAUACUAUCACUGGACUAAGUUCUCCAUCAUUUGGGAAAAUACUCCGCAAUACAAGACUGUGUUCAAGAGUCUGACACAACAGGCGAUGGCACAGGACUUUGUCAUCAACAGUGAUAGGAGUUAUGAGAAUUACUACGACUGCUGUAUAGCACUCCUUCCCUGUUGUAGGUCAGCCUUCCUCGACAUCGUCGAAGAGACCUACAGAGGGACCAGAGUUUACGUGUUUUUGGGCAAAUCAUAUGAUUUGCAUCGAAUGAUGUUAGUGUUGAGAAUGAGAGGGCUGUUCGAAAAGGGCGAGUAUAUUGUCAUAUACCCUGAUCUCGAGGAAGAGUACAUCGAAUCGCAGUCUUAUAAAUACAUAAACACGAGGUUGGAUCUCCCGGAAGACGAGAAACGGGCCCUCAAUGAGGCGGCGCAGUCCCUACUGGUGAUAGUCCCGAGUCCUCCCAACGGAACCGAUUACUCGGACUUCGAGAAAAGAGUGCACGAAUUCAACGCUAAGCCGCCCUUUCGGUUCAAAGAGAUAGCCUUUGGAAACAUCAAACUCAAGCGACACAUCACUAUCUAUGCCUCAUAUCUAUACGACUCAGUUAUGUUGUAUUGCGAAGCGUUGUCUCAAGUCUUGAAGGAAGGCCUCACAGAAUACAACGGAAAUGCAAUCAUUCGCCGCAUUAUUGAGAAGAAGCGUUAUCUGAGUGUAAGAGGGAAUUGGAUGAACAUCGAUGAGAACGGCGACGUUGAGGGCAACUACACGGUGUUGACGCGAAAGCCCACUCCGGACGACCUGCAGAUUAAAGGAGUGAACGGCUCUCAGAGGCCGGCAUUCGUCAUGUGGCCAGUCGGCAAUUUUGAAUACGAGGAGCAUAUGAACAGAACUGUUUUGAAAAUCGAUGGCGACAUCAAAUGGGUGAACAAUAAUCCACCACUUGUUGAGCCUCCCUGUGGUUUCGAUGGCAGCCUUUGUCUGGAUUUGGUGGACAAUCGUAGAGAAGUGAUCGCUGGUGUACUGAUGGGUAUUUUGGUGACUGUGGCCAUCAUAACGGCAGUCACUUAUAGGAACUGGAAGUAUGAACAGGAGAUCGCCGGUCUUCUCUGGAAAAUCAAUUUGAAUGAAUUGAUGAUAGAUUCUGGGGCUCAUCCCUUGGGUGCCAGUCAGAUGAGUAUUGCAAGCCAGACAUCAGUAGAAUCCCGGUUCCAUAAUAACCAGGUAUUCACUCAGAGAGCUAUAUAUAGGGGAGCCUUCGUUGCCGUCAAACAUCUGAAACCUAAUCGAAGAAGUUUUGAUAUUUCGAGGAAUAUUAAGAAAGAGAUGAAACUCAUGAAAGAGUUAAACCACGACAAUAUCAACCAAUUCAUUGGCGCCAAUAUUGAACCAAAUUCUGUGUUAAUUGUCACCGAAUACUGUGGCAAAGGAAGUCUGUACGACAUCCUCGAGAACGAAGACAUUAAGAUUCCCGAAUCAUUUCAGACAUCAUUUGUCUUUGAACUCAUCUCCGGUAUGACAUUCCUUCACGAGUCGGAUAUCAAAUUUCACGGAAACCUCAAGUCAUCUAAUUGUGUGGUCACCAGUCGAUGGGUUCUGCAGAUCACUGAUUUUGGUCUUCACGAGUUGAGAGCCAACUCGGAGAUUGACUUCAAUGUGGGAGACCUAUACAGAAGCCAAUUGUGGAAAUCGCCGGAACUGUUGAGGAAUUGUAUGAUUAGAGGCAACCAAAAGAGUGAUGUCUAUGCGUUCGCCAUUAUAUUGCAUGAGAUAAUGGCCAGAGAGGGCCCAUUCGGGCUCAAUGAAUACUAUGAACAUCUGACCAGUGAACAAAUUGUGCAAAUGGUUAAGGAGUACGAUAGGGAUGAGCCGUUCCGGCCAGACAUCUGUUUAGUUCAGUGUCAGGACUUUGUUAUACAAACAAUGCAGGAGUGUUGGAGCGAAAAGGCCGAUCAGAGGCCCGACUUUCGCACCGUUCGCUCGAAACUUAAGAAACUACGACAGGGCAGCAAACAUCAUAAUAUAGUGGACGGUAUGAUCGUUAAGCUCGAGACGUACGCCAAUAACUUAGAGGAAUUGGUUGACGAGAGAACGGGUCAACUCAGGGAUGAGAAGCUUAAGACGGAAGCCCUAUUGCAUCGAAUGCUUCCCCAGUCAGUGGCCGCACAGCUUAUGCGCGGCGAACCCGUCAGACCCGAGGCUUUCGACGCCGUCACCAUAUUUUUCAGUGAUAUUGUAGGCUUUACCCACAUGUCUGCCACCAGUACUCCUAUGGAGGUCGUGAAUUUUCUCAACGAUUUGUAUACACUCUUCGAUUCAAUUAUAUGUCAUUACGAUGUCUAUAAAGUAGAGACUAUAGGCGACGCAUAUAUGGUGGUCAGUGGUCUGCCUGAGAGGAUUGGCGACCGACACGCCAAAGAGAUAGCAUCCAUGGCUCUGGAAAUGUUGGAAUCGGUGAAGACGUUUAAGAUCAGACACCGACCCGAAGAUAAAUUGCAACUCCGUAUUGGCAUACAUACGGGGCCAGUAGUAACCGGAGUUGUGGGUCGGACAAUGCCUAGAUAUUGUCUUUUUGGUGAUACCGUUAAUACCGCCUCGAGAAUGGAAAGUAAUGGCGAAGCCUUGAGAAUUCAUAUAAGCCCUCAAUGUAGAGAUUAUUUGGUCAAAAUUGGUGGUUAUCUGAUCGAGGAAAGGGGUUUAGUGCCGAUGAAGGGCAAGGGUCAGGUGAGGACGUAUUGGCUGCUAUCGCAUACGGAGGGUCCGAUGCAUAGGCGCGAGUCAGCACCGGACGAUUUGCUCAAAGUGCCAAACUUUAUAUACUCAUCCAAUGAUAAUAAAAAGCGGAACGCUAUGGGAGGCGCCGGUGGCGGCGGGUUUCUGCCGCGAAAGGGAUCACUCAUAGGCUUCAAAGGCGGCUCCAAUCUUCAUCUCUCGACCACACGUUUGCCAGCCUUUCAUCGGCUAAAAGGACUCGACUCUAACGGUUCCCUCCGAACCGCCAACAGUCCGAAGCAA
This is a messenger RNA of Oppiella nova, 3567 nucleotides long. Lineage: Eukaryota; Metazoa; Arthropoda; Arachnida; Sarcoptiformes; Oppiidae. The record is from the annotation of a GenBank genome assembly.